GGUAUGCAGUUGCACUACUGUGUUGUGAGCGCUAGCCUCUGCCAUUUAACGCGAGAUGCCUCGUUAACGGGGUCGCGUCGGCUGUGGUCGUCCGGGGCGUAAAUGAACAGCUAGCAACGCCGAGCCUCUAGCCGUACGCUGCGACGCCGUGAGCCGUUUGUCGUUGGCGCUCAGUGGUUCAUUGUUAGCAGCACGCUAGCGGGCCGUUGUCAAGCCAGGGCCCAGAAAGCCGAAGAAAAGAAAAACAGAAAAUAAACAGAAAAUAAAAAAAGCAGCAUCAUCAUCAAUGGUGUGUCUACAUCCCGGAGCCGACACAUCGUCCUGUGUACGCUCGAUGGUGCAUCUCCCCAGCUCUCAGCACGGCUGCACAUGUAUGGCGUUUGCGAGGCUCGGAGGGGAGUUUUGCCAAGCCCAGCACCUGCUGCUCAUCGUGGACAAGUGAAGAGGAGACACCAGCUUGGCGCUAACACUGCCGUCGACGUGCACAGGUCCUUACUGCCAUCCGGUUCAAUCCAUAUGAAGACAAGCCAACCUUCAGCCUGUCAUCUGUCCCGGGGAGUGGAAGAGCCUUCGGGUUUAACCCAGGAGUUUCCUCACAGCUCUUCUCCUUUUCUGCUUUUCCUUUCUUCUCCCAUGAGUCGGCCAAGUCUUCUCUGAAUGGGCUAGCCGAUUUGAAAGAAAGGAAGGACUGAUCUUUUUUCUGUUAUCAUCUUUUUUUUUUUCUUCUUCUGGUCCAGUCUUUUUGAUUCUCAUCUGCUAGAGUUAAAUAUUUAUUAACUAAGCCAAUUUUGAUUUAUUUUUUCCCUGCCAAGAAAAGUGUAAACCACCAUCAUAUUUCUAUGCAAUUUGAAUUUCUUUUAAUCGACCACUUUUUGUCAUCGAAGGAAUUGACUAGCAUCAGUUUUUUUGCCCAAUAAUUAGCUAGUGAAAUUACUUUUGCAUCUUUGGCUUUGUGAACAGUUAUUUUCUUUCUUUUAUCAUUGGAUUUUAUUUUGCGUAUUUACAUUUCAGACCAUCACUUUGAUUUGUUUGAGGACCCAUUUUAUUUUUAUCAGGCCCAUUAUAUGCCAAGAACCUUUCUCACAUUUCUUUCUGUGUAAAUAAACCUUUUCGAGGGUCUAAAAAUGAACCGACCGGCUCCGGUGGAGAUCUCUCAUGACUGCCUGAGAUUUCUCAUUACGCACAACCCCACCAAUGCACAACUCGGGAGGUUUAUAGAGGAUCUGAAGGCAUAUGGAGUGAACACCCUGGUAAGAGUGUGUGCCGCCACAUAUGACAAGACACCAGUGGAGCAAGAAGGUAUCCAAGUCCUGGACUGGCCGUUUGACGAUGGCUCUGCCCCCCCAGAACAGGUGGUUGAUGAUUGGCUGAACCUGCUGCAAACAAAGUUUCGUGAGGAACCGGGUAGCUGUGUGGCUGUGCACUGUGUGGCUGGAUUAGGAAGAGCUCCGGUGUUGGUGGCCCUGGCUCUCAUCGAGAGCGGGAUGAAAUACGAAGACGCCGUGCACUUCAUAAGGCUGAAGCGGCGCGGAGCGUUCAACUCCAAGCAGCUGCUGUACCUGGAGAGCUACAAGCCCAAACUGUGUCUGCGCUCCAAGGAUGCCAACGGACAGAGCUGCUCCGUACAGUAGGAAACCUUCGUAGGAGUCUCCCGGCGUUUGAUGUUGACUGGAAAAGUCGGCAUUUACUGAAAAUAAAUGUUUCGGUGACAUCGAGGCCCAUCAAAUCCAAUCACAUGUGCACACUUGUUGCUUUUUGGCGAAAUUCGUUGUUUUAAAAUCAAAAUAUGCCAUCCAUGUCAAUUGUGUAAAUCCAAUUUUUUUUUGGGGAGCGGGGGGGGGGGGGGGUCAACUGGCCGGCGAGGUUUCUAAGAUCAAAGUGUGGCAACUCUACAGCGUUUCACCUCCAAUGUUUCAUCCUUUUACUUAUUUAUUAUCCUACACCUCCCCUCCCCACCCCAGUUGUCACCUUUUUCACCCCUUAUGAGUAUGCAGGUAUGAAUCAAAGUGCUUCAUGUAUUUAGAAGAAUUUUAGGGACCUGGUGUCAAGUUCUAGAAAAAAGAACAUAUGCAUAUGACAACUAUAUGACUAUAUGACUUCACAUAAAAAAAAAUGUUUUUGUUCCGACCUCACCUUAGUGUGCAGCAAAACUUAAUUAGAGCUGUCAGCUGUUAAUAAGUCAUCACACAUGCGGCUUCGAUGUUAAAGGAAUACCGCGUUCUACAAAGCGUCACCAACUCAUUAAUGCGGGAAACGAGACUUUUAAUUUCACCGCGAGGGUUGUGUGCGAGUUUAUUAACGGAUGUAGAAACCGUUUUGUCGUUGUAAUGCCGUCAAAUCCAGCCCCUGUUUACCUGAAUUUGUUUGAGAGCUUUCUGGUGUUUUCGGCUUUGAGGUUCCACGCAGAGACGUGUGACCUAAAUGUUUUAUUUUGAGAAUUCAAGGUAGCGCGGGUUAAGUUGUAAAAAGUUAUUUCAGUGGCGACGCCUUCCUUGAACAGUACUUCUUAUUUAAAUUCCCCCUCGUGACUUUGGGAUCCGGCGUGAUGGAACGUCUGUAGAUUCACGGAGGUCCGCUGCUAGCUAUUGGUCAAAAGCUCUUGAGUAACCAACACAGAAUUAAAUGUGCUUUUAGAGGGCCGGGCUGCUUUCAAUCAACCCACACAGUGGUUCAGCCCGAUGCUGUAGGUCCCGUGUCAGAGUCACAGGGCGCCUGCUGCUCCAGAGCAAGCCGGCGUGGCUGUAAACGGUUGACGCCGUCCUUCUUGGCGUCGUCGGAGGGCCGGCAGGCGGGGAGCCCGCUCGCUGAAGGGAAGGCUUUAAGGUUUUUGGUAGAUUGUCCUGUUGGAAAGCAGAUCAACGUGUCCUCAAAGGUUCAUUGACCCCCAGCAUACAGAACACUAGAUAAGUAGAUAACAUUGAGGGGUAUUUACAGUUCAGAGUAAACUUCUUCCUGUUUGUAGGCUCUAAACACAUGAGCAUGUACUUUUUUUAGAAUGGCUAAAUGUGAUAUAAACAUUAGUCCUUUUCAUCACGGGAACAGUUGAUUGUACAAACGGGACAAUCUGCUGAAAACGUUCUAAAUUUUUUAACAAAAAGCCACAAAAUUCUGCUGUUUGGCCCUUUUUGAUGUUAUUGUUUCUCGUUUUUUUUCUUCUUCUCUGUUUUCUUUUCUCUCCCCGUACCCUUUAAACUAUUUGUAUUUAUUCAUUGA
Molecule: messenger RNA, 3213 nt
Organism: Pungitius pungitius (ninespine stickleback)
Lineage: Eukaryota; Metazoa; Chordata; Actinopteri; Perciformes; Gasterosteidae
Product: protein tyrosine phosphatase type IVA 2-like
Exons: 8
Coding region: 1125-1631 (168 amino acids)
Biological process (GO): protein dephosphorylation
Cellular component (GO): cytoplasm; nucleus
Molecular function (GO): protein tyrosine phosphatase activity
Source: RefSeq, a predicted model, not a curated record